AUGAACGAGCUGAGGGAAGAAAAUUACAAGAGCGGGUCGAAGGCUAAAUACCCUCAUUCGCUAAUGAUGGACAUGUCGAGGUCUUAUAUGAACAGACAAGACAGAAUAAAUGCUCUAAAUUUGUACAUUCAAAAAUCUUCUUACAAUCCUCAGUUUUUACAAGACGAUGAAGAGGAAGAAGAUGAAAGCGAAAGUGAAACAUUAUGGGAUAUUAUAUUAAGAAUAUUGUCGAUAAUAUUUCCUGAUUUAUCUCCAGGGUUAUGGUUUAUCAUUCACUUUACAAUGAAUUUAGUAGUUUUAUGUGUAAGUUUAAGUUCUUUAUCUGAGCCUAAUUUACAUGACCCAGUACAUGAACCUAAAUAUAAUAGAAGCUUUAUAUAUGGUAGCAUAUAUUGCUGCUUCUUAAUUUUGGGUAUUAAUAUGGUAUCGUUUACAAUAAUAAUGAUUAUUCAUGCAAUUAUACAGAAAUUAUUUUUAGAAAGAUUGCUGCAACCAAGUGCUUUAUGUGCUGCAUUUUACAAUACAGUAGAUCCAGAAUUAGUUUAUUUAUUAUGGUCAUCUGUUCAAAUUAUAUAUUGGAGAAGUAAUAUGAUAUUAAAAAAAGGGGAACAAGAAAAUGGAGAUUAUUACGUUUUACGAAUUUUUGGAUAUAAAGAUAAAGAUAAUCCUCUCAUGUUUUUAAAAAGUAUAAAUUGGUUAAUAUCAUUUCCUAUAUUGUUAUACAUUGUUUUUGCUGCCCGAUUACUUCUAUUAUCCAUAAUAUCAUUUGUAUUUGAAUUAGGUUUUUUAAUGAAUGCUCAUGAUUUGUUAGGAAAAUAUUUAUCACAAUAUGGAAUUCUUCGAAAAUUUAACAUAGAAUGGUUUAUGUUUGUUGCAGAUAAGCAAGAAAAUAUAAGAUCGUUAUUUGGCUAUGAAUUAUAUCAAGAUGAGAAAAUGAUUAGACAGCUUGAAACUAAUGAUAUAAGUAAGAAAAUUAUUCAAGAUAAAGCUGAGUUGUUAUUAUUUAAAAAUUUACCUCGAAAUUGUACUUGUUGUAAAAUUACUUUAAAUAGAAAUAAAAAAAGAAAUGCUAUGAAAUUAUUAGUUCCUCCUAUAUUUGAAUCCAAAAAUAUUGUUAAGACAGAAACGUCCACUAUUAAAAAUUGGCUAGCUUGUCAUUAUGUUGUUAACACUCCUCCUCUCAUCUUUCUUCUAAAUAAUAGUAUUCCUUUGAUAAAUAAAAAUUCUAUAAAAAUUGGAGGAGAUAUUCUAUUCAGACAAAUUAUUAUGUCUCUAAAAAUGUAUUAUCAAGAGAAAAAUGAUACAUAUGCUUUUACUGGUUCAGCUAUGCAUAAUAUCUCUUCUGAUGAUUUUUCUCAUAAUAAAAAUUUGCAGACCUUAAAUUUGAAUAGAGAUUCCAAUUUACGUAACUUGCAAGAGACCUUUCCAAAUCCCCAUAAAAACCCAGCCUACAACUCAGACUCAGAAUCUAGAGCAAAAAAAAAAAUCAACUUGGAAAAUAUUUUCAAUGACAUUGAUUUGGAUGCAAUUCGAUCGGAAGCGGCUGAGGAAAAAAAGGUUAAGGAGAGAGAUAAGUUGGGUAAGAGGAGAGAAGAGAAUGAAGUGAAUCUUUUGAAUAGGCCAAGGAGCCGAGACAAGAAUGGGUACAAUAUUAAAAAGGACUCUAAAAAUGAGAAUGUCUCCUCUGGGGGAGAGGUACCCAGGAGAGAAGUGGUCGAUGGAGAAGUGGCGAAGAGAGAUGUGACGGACAGAACGCAUGAUAGACAAUUGAGAACAGAGGAAGCAAUGAGAAAAAGUGAAACAAAACAGAGAGAAAUAAAAAAUACACAAUCAAGUAUAACUGACAAGGUUACAGAAAUAGUGGGAGAGAAAGGCGAUAACGGUGCAGUUACAAUAUUUAGGAAAAAGAAUGAAAAGAAAAAAUCAUCCAUAGUUGGAGAUAUGAAAGGUAGAGAUCCUAAUGGUAUGACAAGUAUCAGAGAUACAAAGAAAAUGGAGGAGAAGACGAAGGAGAAGAAAAAGAGAGGAAAAACGAAUGUUCAUGAUCUGUCUGCCUCCCCUAUACAGGGUGGUGAUCCCAAUGGUUUUACUCCUACUCCUGGUCUCGGUCUCCAUCAAAUCCGUGAUCCUAAAAUGGUCGACAUUGAGGCAAAACGGAAUACUACACAAUAUGAUGAAUAUGAAGAAAAUGGAAAUGAAUCUAGAAAAAAGGAAAUACACUCUAAUCAGAGGAAACAAAAAAGAAAUAAUGAAAUUGGAAUGAAGGAGACAAACCUGAAGGAGGAACGAGAUAGGAACGGCGCGAAUGCAAAUGUGGUUAUAAAAGAAACCUCUAUUUUGGAAGACACAAAAUUUAACAUAUUUAUUACCCCAUCAGUGUCUGGAAUAAAAGAAGUUGCAAUUAAAAAGAAGGAAGGAAUGGAAGAGAUAAAAGAAAAUGGGAAUGCAAAUAGGGAAGGACAUGCGAAUGAUAUACUGUAUGACGAUAACCCUUUGAAAGACACAGAAGAAAGGACAUUUUUUCCUCCUUUGGAAAAUUACAACAGCAUGAAGGUUCAAAUAAAAGAUUUAACAAUAGAAGAAGUUUUGAAGAAAAAGUACAGUGUAGAUUCUGUGCAUAAGAAGGAAAUGAAGGAUUCUACCUCAAAUGAAGAAGAAAUGAUUGAAAAUAAUAUAGAUAAAGAAGUAAUGUAUUACGACAUUGAAAUGGGUAAAACAGAGAAGUUGUUGAAAAAAGAAGAAAAUAACUUUGGAACUUCAUUGAAGAAUAUAGGGGAGAAUGGAAACACAUUAAAUAUGUCAAGUGAAGAAAGUAACAUAGAAUCACAUAUGAAAGAGAUUAAUUCAUCAUAUCAAAUAUUUGGUGAUAGAAAAAAGAAAACAAAUAAGAAAGCAAAGGAUUCUGGAAAAUUUAGUAAGAAAAUAAAAAAUAACAUAUCUGGAAUGAGAAAGACGUAUUAUUACCAUUCUCAUUUAUUGAAUGAAGAAAAUAACAUAUUAGAAAGAAGUGAUGCAAUGAAUGUAAAAAGACUGAAGGAAAAUAAGAAAGUAAAAUUAAGCAAAUGUUUUUGUUUUAAAAAGAAUAAAAAAGGAAGAUUCAGCAAAAUAAAAAAAGACAUGUCACUAGAAAUAGAUGAUUUAUUUGUUAUGAAUGUACGAAGUCCUAUCCAGAUGAGUAUAAAUGGAAAUGAAUUUAUUACAAAAGAGAUGAUUGAGGUUUUUUUAAAACCAGAAGAAACAGAAGAAUUUAUGAAAGAAUUUGACCUAUCUGGACACGGGAAAAUUGAUAUGAUUAUGUUUCGAAAUGCAAUCAAGAGAGCAAUAUCAUGCAGAAAGAAAUUUAUAAAAAGUUUAAAAGGACAAGAAAGUAUUUUAAAAUUAGUAAGAAGACUAAUGUCCAUUCUUUUGUCAUUUCUAGCAACAGUUGUUUUGUUAUUCAUAUUUGGUGUCUCUGUCGACACUAUUAUUGUAACAGGAGCAGCAUUUAUAACAGCUGUAACUGUAAUAUUAAGUUAUAUGUAUACAAAUUUUAUCACAUCUGUUAUUUUCAUUGCUUUUUCAAACCCAUAUAAUAUCGGGGAUAGAGUAAGACUAGAUGGAGGGGAAGCCAUGUAUAUUAAAAAAAUUAAAACAUACACAACUGAAUUUGAAACUACUACUGGCAAAAUUGUAAUUUAUGAAAAUUCUAAGUUAAGUAACGUUAAAAUUUAUAAUGAAAGUCGAUCCAAAAAUGCAUACAUAGAUAUAUCCUUCAAGGUAGAUAUUAAUACGCCCCUACUAGCCCUUAAGGAAUUGAGAAAAAGUUUACAAUUUCUAGUUGAUAAUAGACCUAGUGAUUUUUGUAAAACAAAAAAUUUAUAUUUUGGUUGUUCCCUCCAACCAGGUCAUUUUUAUGAAAUUAGUUUCUGGAUUAAAUGUGUUGAAGGAUGGGGAAAUUGGAGAAAAGUUUUCGAACUAAGAACAGAUGUGUAUGAUUUUAUUAUUUUACAACUACGACUGUUAAGUAUAUCCUACCGAUUGCCAACUCAAAAGGUUGGAUUUACUGCACCCCUUAACAUUAUGGAUACUAGUAAUUUAAAACUGAAUAGAAAUAAUAAGCCUCAUGAUUAUUCCUAUCCACCAAAGGACGGUAGGAACCCUUUGUUUAUGCAUUCUGCAAAGCAUAAGAGGGAGUUAGAUCCCAUGUACUAUGGUAACAGCUAUUCAGAUGUGAACCAAUCUGAUGAAAAGCAGCGUGGUAACGGCCAUUCAGAUGUGAACCAAUCUGAUGAAGAGUACCCGGGUGUGCCGGGGAAUGCAGUGCAGAGAAAGCAUAUGGAAAACCUUUUACAAAAAAAUCAUGACAGUUUAUCCAUUUAUAGGAUCAAGAAAAAUUGCUCAUUUGUUAAGGGUCCUACGAAUGAUUUUUGUUCUGCUAAUAGGUUUGGCCAUUCUCAAAUACAAAGAAGGAAAAACAGUAAUAAAAUGAGAUACAAAAUUGAGUAUAGAAAUAACAGAGAAGCAUUUCACGAACAUAACUCUACAUUAUCAACAAGACUUCAAUUACCCAGAGGUAGAAAUAUAAUUGAAGAUAAUUUCUUUCUUUAUAGAGAUAAUUAUCAUCCUGAUGCAGUGAAUGGUUCUGCCAGAGGGGUUGAUGCUUUUGGUGUGGAUUCGUCAAAUGCACCCUUUUCGAUGAAUUCGAAGAUGGUGAAUCGUGAGAUGGCUAUGAAUUAUUCCCCCAAUUCGCUUGAUAAAGAAAUGGAUAAUUAUGAAAAUGUGAACCACUAUGAAUGCAUGAAUAAUUAUAAUGACUUGAAUAAUUAUGAAAAUGUGAACCGUUAUAAAUGCAUGAAUAAUUAUGAAGAAAUGCAUAAUUGUCAAAAGCUCCCACUUGAAGAUGUUAAUAGAAUGCAUAUCCAGACUAAGAAUAACUUCAUGUAUGAACAUUAUGGAAGGGAAUGUUUCAAUGAUAUGGUUAACUCGUACAACAUUUUCCACAAUCCUGAACAAUCAAAUGAAAUGAAAUAUAGCGAUGAAGAUGAAUUAUCAUAUGGAAGUUCAUCUGGUUAUGACAGCUUUGAGUAUGUCAAGCAUUUUACCAAACUUCACAAUGGAGUGCGAAAAUUAACAACUAUAAAAAAUGGAAGGAAUGGUGUAAGCAAUAUUGUUCAUAGUAAGAAGAACAAAUAA
Plasmodium gonderi is the source of this 5172-nucleotide messenger RNA. RefSeq lists its product as hypothetical. The transcript has a single exon. Gene Ontology annotation, cellular component: plasma membrane. The record is from RefSeq and is a predicted model, not a curated record. The coding region runs from base 1 to 5172 and encodes 1723 amino acids. Gene Ontology annotation, molecular function: mechanosensitive monoatomic ion channel activity. Gene Ontology annotation, biological process: transmembrane transport; monoatomic anion transport. NCBI's taxonomy places the organism in Eukaryota, Apicomplexa, Aconoidasida, Haemosporida, Plasmodiidae.